AUGAGGAACCUGAAGGACAUGAUAGUGUCCUAUUAUCACCACUACCAGCUGUGGGGCGAGUGCCACCUCACCCUGGACGAGUUUGCUGAGUGCUUCAUGGAAGCGAUAAUGUACAUGAUGAGGAACCUGAAGGACAUGAUAGUGUCCUAUUAUCACCACUACCAGCUGUGGGGCGAGUGCCACCUCACCCUGGACGAGUUUGCUGAGUGCUUCAUGGAAGACAUACCCAUGUACCUUCCGUACUGGGAACACGUGAUUCCUUUCUGGAACAUGCGCCAGGAGCCCCACGUCCUGUUCUACAGCUACGAGGAAAUGAAAGAGGACUUGGCAUUGGUGGUACGGAGAACGGCUGCCUUUUUGGGGAAGCCGAUCACAGAAGAGAUGGUGGCCCAGUUGGUCGACCAUCUGAGCUUCGACAGGAUGCGAGACAACCCUGCCGUCAACAACAGCUCCGCCGUGGAGCACAUCCGCAAGGAGCACCAGCUGGAGCCAGCUGCCUCCACAGGAAGGUCCUUCAUGAGGCGCGGCGUCGUGGGCGAGGGUGGGCAGCGGCUCUCCGAGGGCGUCCAGCGACGCCUGGAGCGCUGGACCGAGCAGCGCCUCCAGGGCCGUGGCUACACGGGGCCCCGCUGA
Molecule: messenger RNA, 633 nt
Organism: Schistocerca nitens (vagrant locust)
Lineage: Eukaryota; Metazoa; Arthropoda; Insecta; Orthoptera; Acrididae
Product: luciferin sulfotransferase-like
Exons: 4
Coding region: 1-633 (210 amino acids)
Biological process (GO): sulfation
Cellular component (GO): cytoplasm
Molecular function (GO): sulfotransferase activity
Source: RefSeq, a predicted model, not a curated record